Messenger RNA from Pelobates cultripes (western spadefoot toad), 20919 nucleotides. The record is from the annotation of a GenBank genome assembly. Lineage: Eukaryota; Metazoa; Chordata; Amphibia; Anura; Pelobatidae.
CAGGAAGUGACGUUCGGAGCGGGAGAAAGGGUCAGGCCGCAGGGAGGAGAUUAUGGUGAUAAAGGAGGGGUGCAUGACGUCACGGCGGCCAUUACAGCUCGCAGGAGAGGCUGGGAAGCAGUGAGCCGGGGCUUCGAAACCGUCGUGGACACUACGUCCGUAUAAUCAUCGCGGUUUCCCCGUGCUGUGACUCCUCGCAACCCCCCCCUAGUAUCUCAGCCUCGAUUGGUCGGAAUUUGUCACAAUCCGAUCCAAGAGCCGGUUCGGUUAGAAGCUGCAUCGGUUUUUUUUUUUCCUGUCAUCGCUAUCGAGGCUUUCUUUUAAUCCACCUAUUGGUCGCCGCUAGCCGCCCUACAGGGGCCCUCCGGUGCUUAGCCGCCGGACAGCAGAUACCUCAACAUGGACGAGAAGGCAUUUACUAAGGAGUUGGACCAAUGGAUCGAACAGCUCAACGACUGCAAGCAACUGACAGAGAGCCAAGUGAAGACUCUGUGCGAGAAGGUGAGGGCUGGAUGAGGGGCAUUGUAUGACGUCUGAGAUGGGAGCAUGGUAUAAGGGCUGAGGAGUGGGGGUGAGGCCAGGCACUUUAUAAAGCCAGUGGUGGGAAGGGUUAACCGGUUACACGGUGUGACUAUGUUGCUAUGGCCUGUGGAUUACGUGGGCUCAUUCAUUCCUACUCUAGUUAUUCAUUAUAAAUAACCAUCACCUAAACUGAUGUUUUACAUAGGUUGCAAUGCAUGACUGUGCAUUGCAGGGCCCUGUGUGCACGGAUAUCCCCUUUGACUCUCCAUAGGCUUGCUCUCCUUAUUCUCUGACUAACUUAUCUCAGUAGUGUUGUUCUCAUCAUGUAUACAUGUUCUGUCAGGACAGCCCUGGUCGUCUUAUAUCCACUCUAAAUCAUUGCUUUAACUGCAUUCCUCACUGCUCCCAUGGGAAUCUAAUGUUUGCGCAAUUUAACCAGCAAUUUGAAUCUGUCUUAAAAUAACUUGACGGAAACCAAAUGGCACUAGCGCUAAAUCCAUGUUUUUUAGUUCGUUUGCUGCCCUGUACCAGUCCGUCGAUUAAGUCUAAUUUAGAUAGAGUUAACAGUGAUACAUAAAACUAUUUAGAUUCGUUCAAACACGCACAACACAAUACGGAGUGAUUCAGGUACGCUGCUUUUAUAACCCCCUCACUAUUGUUAAUUGAUCAUUAGUAUUGAAAUUAUCGCUUUCCUGUCUGGUAAUUGACUACUUUUGUGUGCGGUCAUCUAACCACUUAAAAUCGUGGUGAUAUCAUCACAUAAGUAGGAAAUUAUUUAUUAAUCAGUUGGCAUUUAUUAUAUAUCACGUAUGGGUUCCGGGUGUCUAAUGAUGAUGGGAUUUGCACACCAGGGAUUUUUUUCUCUUUGGUGCAGUUACAUUAGUCGCCGCUUUCUAACUGUCCCAGUGUGUCAUUCCUUAUUCUGAUAUGUAGUAUUAUAGUGGCGAUUAUCCCCUUUUGCCUAUGUGGAAUGCAUUUCACACGAUCCUCAGCCAUCAUGGGUAGCAAGUAUAUAUCGCUGCUUGAUUGUUAGCAGAGUAUCCUAAAAUAGCUCAAUUUUAAUUAAAUUAAUGUGCUACUCCAACUCUCAAUACUUGGUAAAAGUAUGGUAGGAGAUGUAGUUAGUGUUAGUGUCACUACCUGUUCUCCAGGUUAGCGUCCUGGUGUGGGGUUAGCAUUCCUUUGAUUUGGAGUGCUAGCUCUCAUUGUUGGCAUCCAUCUUUUUCGUAUACAAGGUAAUAUGUAAAUUGCGUUACUGGGGUUUCUAUCAGCCAAUAAAAUUCUUUCCUCGGUGUGAUUUUUACCAGUUUAUGGAUGAGCUUUUAUUUAGAAUGCCUAGAAACCGUGCUGUAGGUAUAAUAAUGGCAUGUUGGCAGCAGCGGCACCUAGCAACACAGGGCACAGUGACACUGGAGUUCUAUGGGUCCUAUCGUUAGGGCCCCGGGUCGGUCAGCAGGGCCCAUUUAUUAUGUAGAAUAGAUGUUCCCAAUCCAGUAUUCAAGGCAACCCCUACAGAAGGAUUUAAGGCAUUUCUAAUUGUGUUGCUAGACUAGGUCUGCCAUCUAGUGUGCGAGAAUUGACUUGGUGAACGUUCCUCCUGGAUGCCCUGAUCUAUUUAUAUAGCGGCAACAUAUACUCAGUUUCCAAAUACAUGUUGAAAUGGACCCUCUUGCAGUUGGCAAGACAUUUAUAGUGAGCGAUGUGGGAACCAUCCCUGUAUUGGCUGUAUUCUGUGACCGGUUCACUGACUUCCAGUGAGUUCCGGCAUUGCUGCUGUUAAGGAGUACAAUCACAACACAUAGACCUCAAUGCAGUGAGUUCCUCCGGAGCAUUGAUUCGGAACUAAUGAAUCGGUUCGGAUCCGGGGAAUUUAAUUACUGCCGGCACCUGUAGGGUUAACCCCCGGAGUGUGAGAGCUUAUCCUGUGUAACACGGCCCUGGCUCUCCGAGGGUUAAACCGCUUACCGUGAACGGCCCGAUGGAGAUGAUCUCAUUAGUCCGAUAGUAUUAUAGUAUUGCACAGUAGGCGGGGGUAGUGUACUUUGCUAUCCGAGAAAUAUUUCUCCUUGUGUUCAUGGCUGCGGCGGUUCCUAAGAUGGCGGCUCCAGCCCCUCCCUAUCGCACGUACGUCACCUCCCUAUUGUUCGUCACGUUCUUAACUCCUUACCUUCUGGGUGAGCGCUCAAGGCUUAUUCAUUAACCCCUUAAGGGCUGAGCCAGUUGUACACAUUAUGAUCAAAACUUAAACAAAAAUUGGAAUUUGCGCUAUAUGUCUGUGCAACCAUAAUUCACCUAUUUCAUAUUAAAGGAACACUAUGUAUUCCAGACCCUAUAGUGUCAAACCCACUAUUUAGGUGUUUUGGAAAGUUACAGGGUUAAAUAUAGUGCUUGCAAAUUUAAUUUUCUGGACUUUCUGCCUGGGUUGUCAGGCAGGUCCCUCAAAUUGUGAUCAAUAAAAUUACUUAUGUGAAAAUAUUAUAUAAAUAUGCACGUAGAAUUUAAAUAUUUAUACAUAUUUAUUUAUUUGAAGUCUACAUGUAUAUUUAUGAAGUUAUUUAUGUAAUUAUGUGUAUGGGUAUAUUUAUAUAUUUUCUGUAUUUAUAUAUACAUAUAGAUAUAUUUCAUUCUAAGUGUAUUUUCAUAUGGAUAUAUAUAUCUAUAUCUCAAAAUACACUUAGAAUGAAAAUAUAUAUAUAAAAAAUUUUUUUUUUUAGAAUAUAUACGAUAUAGUUGUGUGUAAUGUUGUUCUGUGUAUUUUUAUAUUAAUAUAUGUAUAUAUUAAAAUAAUAAACUUAGUAUGACAUUAUAUAGAAGAUAUCUAUACAUAUUAUAUAGAUAUAAACAUAGAAUGUGACGGCAGAUAAGAACCAUUCGGCCCAUCUAGUCUGCCCAAUUUUCUAAAAACUUUCAUUAGUCCCUAGCCUUAUCUUAUGGUUAGGAUAGCCUUAUGCCUAUCCCAUGCAUGCUUAAACUCCUUUACUGUGUUAACCUCUACCACUUCAGCUGGAAGGCUAUUCCAUGCAUCCACUACCCUCUCAGUAAAGUAAUACUUCCUGAUAUUAUUUUUAAACCUUUGUCCCUCUAAUUUAAGACUAUGUCCUCUUGUUGUGGUAGUUUUUCUUCUUUUAAAUAUAGUCAAUACAGGGCUCGACAAAUCUCCGGUCACCAUGGCGACCUGGAAAUUUGUCUUUGGCCCUAGGAUUUGGAUCAGGCGAAUGGUCGGCUCAUUGAGCCAGGACACAGGCGGCUGAAUGAGGGAGGUGGACCGCUGGCGCUUUAAUUUCCCUGCUCACGCUCCUUUGCGCGCCCUCCAGUGAUGCCAGGAGCCGGAAUAUGAUGUCAUUCCGGCUCACUAAGCAGCGCUCUAGGGAGCAGAGAGAUGACAGCAGCCCAACUGGAUCCCAGGGAAAACUAAUCCACUCCAGCUUUCUCAAAGGUAGGAAGGCUUGGUGCAUUUAAAAUAUAAUUAAUGAUUUUUGAGUGGGAAAUAAGUGUGUGUGUGUCUCUAUAUAUUUAGGUGACCUGACCCCACUCCAAUCACAUUAAAAGGGUGAUACUCACCCUUUUUCCAACGCCAUGCUGGUGAUGCCGCGGCUGGCCCCACCUCCCUAUGCAGAGCAUUAAUGUAGGUGCUGCACACUGUGCAGCACUGACCCGGGAAGCAAUUCUAGAGGCUGUAAGAGUGACUUGCACUAGAGGUGUUACCAGACAGCAAUGUAAACCCUGCCUUUAGUCUGAAGACUACAGAACAGCUACAUUAAGCUGUAGUGGUUCUGGUGACUAUAGUGUCCCUUUAAGAAUUGUAUUUUUGACAUUUAAAAAUCUGGCUCCUAGAUUUCAAGCAAAUUUGUUAAUCCCUUAUAUUGAAAUUAUAUUUUACUCCUUGUGUGUUAUGACCGGUAAAUCAGAACACUUAAUGGAACACUAUAGUGUCAGAAACACAAAUGUACACUAUAGUGUUAAACUAUUUAGGUGCCCAGCCUAUUUAUGGAGCUUUUGCGCCCCCCGGGCCGGUGCACAUAAUGGCGGCCACCUUAUGGCCGCGCCAGCCCACCUCAUCGAGAUUACCAGAGAUUAUCGGCCCAUAAUAUCGACAAAACAGAUAAUCUGUCGAUCCCUACUAUGUGUGUGUGUAAAUAUUUGUAUAGUACGUGUUCUCACAAAACCUAAAGUAUAAAUUGUUGAAUCAAACUUUGACCUCCCAAACCCACACACACUGCAACACACAAUCCCUGACCCACAAAGUUGUUCUGAUAUACACACUCUAAUACACACUCAGACCUAUAUACACCCAUUCUACAUCUGACCCACGUAUUGUACAGCCCCAUUACAUCCUUCAUAUUAUGUGCAGUCUUCAUAAUCCUUCCGUUUGUCCCAUUGACUUUUCUUUCCUCAAUGCACAGUGUCGGUUGCCAGGAUGACAUGCUCUAUCCUGGCAGUCGUCAUCUCUCUUGGGCAUGUUCUGUACGUCAGGUGAUAUAAAUUCCACACCCCUGGUGUGAAAUGUACUUUCAGAUGAUAAGAUUUUUUAGUAACUUCUUCACUGCUUUUUCUUACAUAUGUAGCCAUUGUGACUGAGUUGUUGUUUUUUUGUUCUUGUUGGCAGACUUAAAGGCCAACAGUCAUCAAAUUUUCAAUUGUUUCACUUCUGUUAUUGCUCUAUGUGAAAAUGCAGCUGCAUGUUUUUAAAAUUGUAUAUUUUUUUUAUUUACAGUACAUGUUCUGCUAAAUAGAAAGGGGAACAAUAUUGUGUGAAUACGUUUAUGUAAUGUUACCUUUGCAAAGCUUCCAUGCAUGUUCAGGUUUAGAUUUGCCGUACACCAGUUUAACCUCUGUAUUACUUGCUAUUUUCCAGGCAAAAGAAAUUUUGACAAAAGAAUCCAAUGUCCAAGAAGUGAGAUGUCCAGUCACAGUAUGUGGCGAUGUUCAUGGACAAUUUCAUGAUCUUAUGGAAUUGUUCAGAAUUGGAGGGAAGUCGCCAGACACAAACUAUUUGUUCAUGGGAGAUUAUGUGGACAGAGGAUACUACUCAGUGGAAACCGUAACACUACUUGUAGCACUUAAGGUAAAUAAAUGUUCAGUCUUCUAAAAUCUAAAUCUUAACUAUUUUUCCCAUAUGUAUACUUAUUGACAAUUCAAAUUCUCUUAAAUUCAGUCACCCAUGCAGACAUUCAUAAGCAAGCUUUACUUUACUUGUGCUAUUGCAUACAGUGGAAAAAGAAACAUUGUUAAUUAUAUUAGACUGGCCCCACAGGUCAGAACGAAAAUUACCAGAAGGUCUGUGCAUGAGAAAAAGAGCAAGACAGAUUAUUGCUUCCUGCCUCUUGUAGGUCUCGUCAUUGAUGUAUAGAGAAAGGGGUCCACCUUGGUUGUCCUUUUAGUAGAAAUAACUGAAGGUCUAAAUGUCUUGUUUGACUGAAUUACAACCAUGAAACAGUGUUAGAAUUGUCAUCUAACUUGGGCUAUGCAGUAUGCAAUAACAGUAUACUAUGACAUGUUCACUUUAACGAUUUUAAAUUAUUUCCAUUAACCAGUCUCCUGCUGAGUAUCAAUCAAAAACAUUUUUAUUUUUUAUUAAGCAUUUAUACAGUACAAGGAAUACAAUGUGCUCCAUUAAAAGGAACUGGCAAGGUAUAACAGGAGUGUGAAUAGGUACAUUCAGAGUGAUACAUCGGCUAGUAUGCUGCAACACAGUGUAUUUAACCACGUAGUGUACUUCUCUUAUCACUCUUGUUCUAGGCAUAACAGGGGUACAAAACAUCAAGGUCUGUAUAUACACUCCACUUAAAGUAAACUUAAAAGGGAUAAGUACCAUUGGAAUGAUAAUUUUGCUUAGAUUUAGGCUUAAUGCCUACUCAUGUAAGGCCUGUGACUAGGACAUCGCGGGGGUCAAUCUCAGUGUAUGUCUUUGUCUGUUUCCAUAAAUCGUGUCCAGGGUGACAUUAGUGUGUAUAGGGUAUAUUUAUGUGUGAGUGAGUAGUGUAGUUCUUCCACUAGUCUGAUGUUAUCGACCCUUAGUAUCCAUUCACUGAUCGAGGGGGUUAGUUUGUUUUUCCACUUUGUUGGGAUCAGGAGGUUCGCUGCCAUUAAGAGGUGAGAAGUCCGCAUAGCUUGUGGUCUCGCAAUUCCAGAUGGGGUUAGGAGAAAUAUUAGUGCUUCAGGUGUGAGCGGGAGUGUAGUGCCUGUGAUUAAUUUGAUAGUAUUCGCUAUUUUCUAUAGUCAUGUAUAAUUGGGUAUGACCACCAUAUGUGUGCUGUUGUGGCUGGUGUAUGUGUGCAUCUCCAGCAUUCAUCAGGUGUAGUAACGUACAAUUUGUGUAAUUUGGCAGGCGUGUAAUGCCACCUUAUUUCUUUUGUAGUUGCUCUCCUGUAUAGAGUUGCUGAAGGAUGUGGUAUGUGCUUUAAGCAAGAUUUUUUUUUUUUUUUUUUUCCAAGUCUGUAAUCGUUACAGGGGUCCCUAAUUCUGUCGCCCAGGUCGUUGUGACCCCUGGAAGGGAUUCAGUCUCCUCCUGUUGGGAGUAAGUUGUAGAGUGCAGAGAGGUGUUUGUUUAAUGUCUCGAGUUUCCCAAUGGGAUUCAAACUUAGAGAGGGGAUGAGAGAGCCAGAGGAGUGUUUCAUCUGAGCGAAGAUAGUGGGUUAUGGGAGUAUUGAAACAUAUCCAUUAAUGUCGUCUGCGUAUCUGGCAACAAUGUAGUCAGCGGUGUUGGGGACCCAUUGGAGAUGACGUCUUGUAAGGUGAGAUGUGUCGUGGAUCUAUUGGGUUGAAGAAAACGUGCAUGGGACCCUGGUAUAAAGGAUGGGGUUUUGUCAGAGGGUAUAGUGGGGAAGGGUUAGGUGAAAGUGUGGGGGAUGUUCUGACCAAGCCCCACACCUUCUGGGUUGGUGUUAUCGUCAGGUGGUUAGUAGCCUGUGUUGUCUGUAAUGCCCAAACUUUGUCCUGCCAGGGAACCGUAUGUAGUGGAAUUUUUUUUAUUUUCAAUCAUCUGCCACGGUUUGUGAGGUGGUGGUGCCGUCCAUUGAUGUAGUCUGUGCAGGAUGACCUCUCUAUAGUACCUCUCCAUGUCCGGGAGCCCGAAGCCUCCCUGUUUUUACCGUCUAGUUAAUAUAGAGUAUCUGAUCCUCAGUUGGUUGUUUGACCAAAUAAAUUUGGAGAGUAACGGUUUUUAAGUGUAGAAAAUAAUGUUUUUGGUAUUGUACUGGGAAAAACUUGGAGCAUAUAUAGAAUUUUCGGUAAAGCGUUCAUUUUUAGGAUAUUUAUCCUGCUUAGCCAACCAAAAUGCAAUUUAGCCCAAGAUAUAAGGUCUUGAGAAAUCGCGCGAAGGAGGGGGUUUUUAAUUAAGGUCGUAUAGGAUCGAUAAAUCCUUGAAGAUACACCCCCAAAUAUUUGAUAGCUCUGUCUGUCCAUGUGAAUUGGAAUUGUGCUUUAAAGUUCGUUGUAGUAUGUGAGUGUAGAUUUAGGGGGAGAAUUUUGCUUUUGAUGAAAUUUACUUUGAAGUUUGAUAGGUUAUUAUAUAGCUCAAUCUCCAACAGUGGGAUCAUAGAUUUGCUUGGGUUUAAUAUUGUGAACAAAAGGUCAUCGGCAACGCCGAUACCUUAAAGAAGGCCUUAGUUGUGAUGGCCAAGAAUUUAAGAGGGUGAUCUCUGAUUCCCUGAAUGAAUGGUUCCAGAAUCAAUAUAAAUAGUAACUGGGAGAGAGGGCACCCUUGCUUCGUUCCAUUACGGAUUUUUACUGGAUCAGAUAGUUGACCAUUGAUCCUGAUUUUCGCCCUCGGAUUGGAGUAAAUGGCUUGAACCCACUUUGUAUCAAUCAUAUUUUGUGUUCUUAUCACUGUGCCGUUUGGUACAGACUAAAUUGACUGGAUUAUAAUGAUUUUUGGUGACACUUGUUCUUUAAUGGGCAUACCAUUAAUAAACAUUGACUAGAAUGAGGCGGGAAAAAAAGCUUUUGUUUUCCUAUGAUCUUUUUUAAAGGGCCCCCUAACUUCGCUGAAUUUAAGGUUAUUGUGCCACAGUUUAACUUUAAUCUCCUCGUCAGUGCCAGUUUGCUCUGCCCACUCCAACAUCAGUUUUCUGAAACUCUUCAAAAUGGAACCCACAGACUGCUAGUGUCAGGGGUGCCGCUGCUUGGUUUAGAGUAUCAGCUUACACUGUAAGCCAAUCAGUACAGCACCCCAUUGCACAUGUUUUCAAGCCAACGUGAGGGAUAAAGUUAUGGUGCCUCCAGUGUUCCUUUAAGCUUGGAUAUAUUUAGCUUCAGCUUUUUGUGCAAUAGCAAAAGAUGUGUUUUAUGACCAGUAGCUAAACUGGUAAACCACAUCGAAUUCUCUUAUGCAAGCUUGUGUUAGCAAUGAUAUCCAGUCUAAAGUGUUAAUCGAUUUUUCAUUUCAGCCAGUAAGGAAAAUGUAUGCUUUUUCUCAGCAUCUUGAAAAGAUGUAUAUUUAUAUUCAUGAGUUCUUGUCGGCUGAACAGAUAGCGCUAUUUAUACAUAUUGCCCUCUUUCAUUUUAGAAUACCAGUAUUCUGCAAACUCUCCUUCCCACCAGCUGCCAUGGCAGCUAGUACAUUUCUGUAUCUGCUUAAAGUGUCCUUUUCCAUAGUAACCAAUGUGAGGGGGAACUAGAGUACAACAUUAUUAAUGGGACAAGAUUGGCAUCAAAACGUCUGCUUAAUGGCACAGUUUUAGUGUACAGAUCACCCCUCAGCAGUUACACUGCUCAGUUAUCUGCCAUUUGGAAGUUAAAUCACUUUUGUUUAUGAAGCCUUAACCAGGUACCUACAGAGUAUAACAGGCUAUUAACAGAGCAGGAGAUAAGAAGAAAUUCUAAAUUAAACUGUGUGCAAUAAAGUAAGGUUAAGCAUUAGAUGUCUCUUCACAGGAAAUGUUUGGGAAGGCUGUGCAAGUCACAUGCAGGUAGGAGUGACAAGGGUUGCAUAAACAAAAGGGUUUACUCCACAUAGCAGAGAAUUGAGCAGCUAGACUGCAGGUGCAUGAUAUGUACACUAAAACUGCAUUAUAAACUAAAAUUAGUGCCUUUAAUUACUACAGUAAUUUUGUUUUACUGUCAUCUUUACUCAUAAAGAGCAAAACUAAAGAAUUUAAAGUUGAAGGCUGAAGUAGCUGAACUGCAAGCAUAACUAAAUUGGAGACUUUUCCAGUUUGGUUAUAUUGACAUUAAAUUUGAAAUUCACCUUGAAUUUAAUUUGAAUUCUAACUUUAGUGAAUAACCCUGUGUUGCAUAAAUCAGCCCAACAGGGUGUUUAUAAGCUAAUUUAUAAAGCCAGAGGUGUAAACAUUAGAACGUCUGUUUUAAAAAAAUAAUAAUUUGCUUGCUGGCAUUCUUAUUGUUUUAAAUUAGCUUAGUGACUACUUUAACCCCUUAAGAACACAUGACAUGUGACAUGUCAUGAUUCCUUUUUAUUCCAGAAGUUUGGUCCUUAAGGGGUUAAAAAAAUGAUUUGCCAAAACAAAUUUAGCUUGCCUUCUAUUCCUACAUUACCUGUUUCCCUGUAUCAAAGUGGCCUCUAUACAGCACUGUGGGCGACUGGCAACUACACCUAACAGUUGGCUUUGAAUAGUUGCCUGGAACUUGAUGAAUAUGAAUUCCAAAUAUUAAAGAAACCAGCAAAAUAGCAUUAGGAACCAUUGUUUUAGACACUAAUAUGUUUACACUUUUUCUUAUAUAGUUAUCCCUGUUAAUGGAAUUUGCUGUUUUCUUUAUUUCUUUAGUGUGACAUGUCAAGCCAUUAUUCAUAACCUUUUCAUUUGUUUCAGGUCCGCUAUCGUGAACGUAUAACAAUCCUCCGAGGAAACCAUGAAAGUAGACAAAUAACACAAGUAUAUGGUUUUUAUGAUGAAUGCUUAAGAAAGUAUGGGAAUGCAAAUGUUUGGAAAUAUUUCACCGACCUGUUUGAUUAUCUUCCUUUAACUGCCUUAGUGGAUGGUCAGGUAUGUUUAGCCCUGCAAAGCUUAAGCAUUUGAACAUUGCAAGUUUACAAUCAAAAGUGAAUGUUUUGUUGAAAGUGGAAUUGGGACACUCCAGUUACUUGCCCAGACCUUUUACCAAAUUCUUUUAAAAUGUUUGAACUAUAAAAUUAAGAACUAUUUCUUGGUUUAGAGUUUCUGCAAAUUGUGUAAAUGCCAUGGUCUCCUUAAAGCUUAACUUUAAGGAGACCAUUCUGUUUAGAGACAUCGCUUAAUUUACAAAGCCCCACCUAUGGUGACAUUGCCUCUGGGAAGGGAAAUGGAAGUAUGUAAUGUUUAUAAACUUGGUCAGAUUGCAUUAUUUGGCAGACCUCUCAGCUAGGGGCAUUUGUUCAACCUCACCCUCCCUUUUACUCCCUUUUUAUAUAUAUGUGUGUGUGUACACACACACACACACACACACACACACACACACACACACACACACACACACACACACACACACACACACACACACACAAGGUGUAUUUUACUAUAUAUAUAUAUAUAUAUAUCUCAAAUUACACGUAGACUGAUACUGAUUAAAUAUAUAUAAUUAUUGUUAUAUAUAUAUUUAUAUAUAAUAUAAAAAUAAAUAUGUAAAUACGUUAAAUAAAAUUAAAAAAAUUAUUAAAAAAAUUAAAUAUAUAGAUGUGUUAUUUCGUUCUACCUGUAUUGUGAUAUUAAAAUACACGUAGAACGAAAAUAUAUAUCUACAUACAUAAAUAUAUACGUAUAUAUACCUAUAUAUAGAUAAAAAAAUUUGAAAAAAAUUAUAUAUAUACACAUAUAGAUUCACAUACAUAUAUUCUACAUAUAUAUUUAUGUAAUAUUUUUACAUAAUUAGGUAUCUUAAUUAAUUACAAUUAGCAGGACCUGCCUGACAAUUUAAUUUGCUAGCACUAUAUUUAACCCUAUAACUUUCCAAGACACCAUAAAGCCUGUACAUGGGGGGUAUUGUUCUACUCGGGAGACUUCGCUGAACACAAAUAUUAGUGUUUCAAAACAGUAAAAUGUAUUACAACGAUGAUAUCGCCAGUAAAAGUGCAGUUUUUUGCGUUUUUCAUUUCAUGGGGUAUGUCCAGUCUUUUUUAGUAGCCACUUAGUCACAAACCCUGCCAAAAUUGGCGUUUUUUUGCAUUUUUCACACAAACAAAUACGAACGCUAGCUUUGACCAGUGUUUGUGACCAAAUGGCUACUAAAAAAGACUGGACAUAUACCCCAUUUGCAAUACCUUGGGUUGUCUACUAUUGCAAAUGGUAUGCCAUUAUGGGUGUAAAUUUCAUUCCUGGGCUACUAUACAGUCUCAAAGGCAACGUAACCAAUCUGGCGAAUUUCAAUUUCAAAUGUAACAUGCUAUAUUUGACCCUGUAACUUCCCAAAAUGCAUAAAACCUGUACAUAGUGGGUACUGUUUUACACGUAAGACUUUGCUGAAUACAAAUAUGUGUAUUUUAUUGCAGUAAAAACAAACAGUAUUAUGACAUUGACAGUUAAAAUGUUAUGUAGAACUAAAAAAAUCUUAUUUUCUCCCAUUUUUUUCAUAUUAAAUUGUUUCAUAGCUAAAUAUUUGAUAUUAAAUGAAAGCCCUGUUUCCCCUGAAUAAAAUGAUAUAUAAUAAGGGUGGGUGCAUUUACUAUGAAAGAGGUGAAUUACGGUUGGACAGACAUGUAGCGCAAAUGCCAGGUUUUGUUUACAUUUUUUCGUUCACAACGUGUACAUUUGGCUCCGUCCUUAAGGGGUUAAACACGGCUGCAAUUUUUACUAAAAUUGCUUUGAAACUCACAACAGGAUGUUGGGCAUGUUAAUAGAUUGAGGAGGUACAUCUCAUGUGAUGCUUUAUGGAUCUGCCUGAAUGUGAAUUUGUCUAGAUAUUUUGUAGAUGACUAGUUCAUCCAAGUUGGUGAACUUUCCUUGGAAACAAGUACGUGUGACUUUCAUUACAUGUUGUCACACGAAGAUCAGUAGUCUUUGUUUUCUUAUAAAAAUCAAUUUCCAUCUUUUAUUUCCUAAUGUAAAUGCUUUUCUAUUUACAUACAUAACUAAAAUGACAAAGCAAAAAUACAUUUUGCAGAGUAAACAAUGUUUGUCAAAAUGCGGAGUGCUUAAAACUAUAUUCCUAAACCUAAUUGUCAUUUAAAUUUAUUUUAUUUUUUUGCAUAAUUAACCUUGGCUUCAUAUUGUUUUUGUUUUUGUCGUCUUUUUUGGGGCCCACAGGAUAAAAAGAUCUAUUUUUCUUUUUUUUUUAAGUUUGAACUCUGUGGACUUAACCUCUUAAUGACACUGAAUCCCUUUUUAUUUCUGAAGUUGUGUCCUUAAGGGGUUAAAGGGACACUAUGUUCUGGUGUCUAUUGUCUGUCCCUGUAGGCUUUUUAACCCCUUAAAACCGGAGGACGUACAAUUACGCCCUCUAAUAGGCGGCUCUAAACGCCGCCGGGCGUAAUUGUACGCCCUCCGGUUUUUGUUAACUUACCCGGUCGCCGGCGGUCCCACGCCGGCGAUCGCGGUUGGGGGGACUCCCAGGGAGCCCCCCGCGGCACGUCCGUCCUCGUCGAAGCCCCCCGGCCAUGUGAGAGUGGGGUUCUAGCGAGGACCCCACAAUCACAUGGCCGGGGAUAGCUGGCUUCUGUAUUGCCGGCAGGGGGGCUGCCUGUAAUGACAGGUGGUCCCCCUGCUGGCUGAAAAUAAAAUAAAAAUAAGUUAAUGGUGUAAAAAAAAAUACUUAUAUAUACUUAGAUCAUAUAUAUAUAUAUUAUAUAUAUAUAUAUAUGAUCUAAGUAUAUAUAUAUACACAUAUACAUACACACACAUACACCGUCUAGGUGUAUUUUACUAUUAAUAUAUAUAUAUAAUUAUAUAUAUAUAUUAAUAUCAAAUUACACGUAGACUGAUACUGAUUAAAUAUAUAUAUAAUUAUUGUUAUAUAUAUAUAUAUUUAUAUAUAAUAUAAAAAAAAUAAAAAUGUAAAUACGUUAAAAAAUAAAAUUUUAAAAAUAAUUAAAAAUAAAUAAUUAAAAAAUAUAUAGAUGUGUGUUAUUUCGUUCUAACUGUUUUGUGAAAUUAAUAUAUAUAUAUAUAUAUAUAUAUAUAUAUCUCAAAAUACACGUAGAACGAAAUAAUAUAUAUAUCUAUAUACAUAAAUAUAUACGUAUAUAUCACUAUAUAUAUAUACCUAUAUAUAAAUAAAAAUAUUUGUAAAAAAUUAUAUAGAUAUAUACAUAUAUAUACACAUACGUAUAUAUACAUAUAUUAAUUCUACAUAUAUAUUUAUGUAAUAUUUUUACAUAAUUAGGUAUCUUAAUUAAUUACAAUUAGCAGGACCUGCCUGACAACCCAUGCAGAAAGUAAAGGGAAUUUAAUUUGCUAGCACUAUAUUUAACCCUAUAACUUUCCGAGACACCAUAAAACCUGUACAUGGGGGGUACUGUUCUACUCGGGAGACUUCGCUGAACACAAAUAUUAGUGUUUCAAAAUAGUAAAAUGUAUUACAACGAUGAUAUCGCCAGUAAAAGUGACGUUUUUUGCAUUUUUCACGCACAAACAGCAUUACACGGACAAUAUUAUUGCUGUGAUAAUUUUUACUGUUUUGAAACACAAAUAUUUGUGUUCAGCGAAGUCUCCCGAGUACAACAGUACCCCUCAUGUACAGGUUUAUGGUGUUUUCAAAAGUUACAGCGUCAAAUAUAAGGCUUGCGUUUCAUUUUUUUCACAUUAAAAUUCGCCAGAUUGGUUACGGUGCCUUUGAGACCCUAUGGUAGCCCAAGAAUGAAAAUUACCCCUAUGAUGGCAUACCAUUUGCAAUAGUAGACAACCCAAGGUAUUACAAACGGGGUAUGUCCAGUCUUUUUUAGUAGCCACUUAGUCACAAACACUGGCCAAAAUUGGCAUUUUUUGCAUUUUUCACACAAACAGAUACGAACGCUAACUUUGGCCAGUGUUUGUGACCAAAUGGCUACUAAAAAAGACUGGACAUACCCCAUUUGCAAUACCUUGGGUUGUCUACUAUUGCAAAUGGUAUGCCAUUAUGGGUGUAAAUUUCAUUCCUGGGCUACUAUACAGUCUCAAAGGCAACGUAACCAAUCUGGCAAAUUUCAAUUUCAAAUGUAACGUGCUAUAUUUGACCCUGUAACUUCCCAAAACGCCAUAAAACCUGUACAUAGGGGGUACUGUCUUACACGUGAGACUUUACUGAAUAUAAAUAUGUGUAUUUUAUUGCAGUAAAAGCAAACAGUAUUAUGACAUUGACCGUUAAAAUGUCAUGUAGAACAAAAAAAACCAAAAAAAAACGUAUUUUCUCCCAUUUUUUCAUAUUAAAUUAUGUUUCAUAGCUAAAUAUUUGAUAUUAAAUGAAAGCCCUGUUUCCCCUGAAUAAAAUGAUAUAUAAUAAGGGUGGGUGCAUUUACUAUGAAAGAGGUGUAUUACGGUUGGACAGACAUGUAGCGCAAAUGCCAGGUUUUGUUUACAUUUUGUUUUGUUCACAAUGUGUACAUUUGGCUCCGUCCUUAAGGGGUUAAUGUGAGAGAAAAGGCACUGUUUACAUUGCUGGUUAGUAACACAUCUAGGGGCAGUUACUCCUACUGGCACUAGAGGUGCUAUCUGCGUUAUGUGCAUCACUGACAUUAAGCGUCUCCAAACCUUACAUGGAGGAUCUGAACAGUCUUCAUAGAGAUGCAUUAAUUCAAGAAGGCGCAGCAGGUAUAGACCACUGCGGCGUUGGAAAAAAGAUGCACAAAGACACCUUUUUAAAGGCGGCAGGGAAGAGGAAACCUAAACUGUGCAUUUAGACCCAUAGUGUCAGGAAUGCAAACACUUUAGUGUUUAAGUUUUUUCUUUUUUUUUAAAACUUGGCUUACUACGGAACUUCUGUAACUGGGUCUACAUGUUAUUGCUUCUAUCAAUACCUGAUAAGAUCAACAGAUCUCUUCCCAUGAUGAGGCAGCCACACCCACAACUAGCUCACCUUCAUAUGUCAUAAUUGCUUUAUUCGUGGCUGGUGCGCACAUAGCUCGGCCUGGCUGCAUUACUCAUUCUAAGGUUUAUUUUUGGAGCUAAUUUUGUAUAAUUCCUAAUCAUAGCUAAGCAUUAUAUAAGAAAUGUAAAAUCAUCAGUGUCCUGGUUUCUAGUCUCUGUAUCUAAAGGGAAACUAACAUUAGAAAUACAUAUUUGCUUCCCAGCAAAAUAGGUUUUGGGUCCCAAUUUUAAAAUUAAAAUAAGAUUUACCCACCUUUAUUCAUCAUCCCAGACACCCCUCCAUAGAGGAGCCCUGAGGGGGUGCCAUUGUGCACUUAUGCUUAUCUCUGCACUGUGCCAAUAAGCGACUUCUCAUAAAGAUAAAUUAAACAAAUGUAUCUAUAUGGGGAGGUUAAUUGACAUCAUGCUGGGGAUGGGACGCAGCAUGCUAGCCCUACUUGCGUUGCCAGAAUAUAAUGGGGAAGUGCCUCUAGUGACUGGACUGACAGCCACUGGAGGCAUUUUUAUGCUUUUUGGGGGGGCGGGGCGCUGUUUUGAUGUUUAGUGUCCUGUGGAUGCUGUCAGAAAUGGCUGCAGGACACCUUUUAGAAACUACAGCAUAUUGCCAUAAAUGGUGAUAUAGUGUCUGCCACCAAAAUGAUGAAGAAAGUAAAGAUGAUCGAUCACUUUGUGAUCAUGUCUUCACUAUGUAAAUAUGCAGUAAUCCUGGUACAAUACUCCAUAUUUCAUAGACCUCCGUAAUGGCAAACCUGCCCGCACAAAUUACAAACUUCCCAUACACUAAAGAAAAACUGACAAUUUUUUAAAGGCUUAUUUUAUGUAUUGUAUACCUUCAUUGCACGAUUUUAUAUUCACUUUAUCUACCUGUUGUAAAGUAUAUGAAUUGUCUUAUGUUCAACAGAUUUUCUGUCUCCAUGGAGGACUUUCUCCUUCAAUUGAUACACUGGAUCAUAUCCGUGCACUUGAUCGUCUGCAAGAAGUUCCACAUGAGGUAAUUUUGGCUUAAAAAAGCACAGAGCAGAAUUUUUCUACUUUGCUAGUUGUAACUAAAGAAAAGAUGUGUUGGAGUUUCAGGAUAUGUCAAUCUUCCUUAGAAAGGUAAAAAAAUGUUUUAUCCAAUAUGAACACUACUGGUUUAAAUAGUUUUUGGUCUCAGUGCCAGGCAAAGCAUCACACAGAUAAUUGUUAAAACAAUUUUAAGCUUUGUAAGCUAAUUUAAAAAGUUGUGUAGACUUUAGAAUUUAUUUAAUAAUGGAAUGUCAAUAACCUUUCAACCAGUAUGAACACUGUUUAAAUGUUUGUAUAUAAAGACUUUUCCAACUUAAAAAAAUCAUCAGAGAAUCGUUUAAACUAGUUAAUGAAAAGAAGAGUUGAGCCUAAUAUAUAGAAAAGAAAAAUACACUUAAGGUAUAGAAAAUAGGUUAUUACCCCUAAAUGGUGAACUUCAAGUUGUAAAAUAAAAAAAGGAAAUUUAAAUAAACCAAUAAGUGUAUCUUCUAAAUGAGAGGAUUGGAUAGUAAAAUAAGUAAAACUUACUUUUUAACCUUAAAAUAUAGUACGCUGAAUAUAUUUCUCCCUGUAUAGAGUACUUAUAAAUUAAGCAAAAAGUAACAUAGAAAUAGUUUAACUGUAACUAUUGUUGUUGAAUAUCACUGGUGCCAAUGUGGAGCAGCUAUGAGGGAGUGGAGAACCGGGAGAAAGUGAGUGACCCGGUUUCUUCUGAUAUAGGAAACUAGUUUGCCUACGAGGGCACCCUUUAUCAAUUAUACUCUCACACUAAGCCACCCACAUUACCGAAAAGAUGUAUUUUAUCUAAUCUUACAUUUUAACCCUAAAAUACAAUAAAAGUUAAGUUUUACUUAUCUUUCCAUCUAAUUCCCUCAUAUUAGGAAGAUACUUAUUGGUUUAUUUAAUUUUUCUUAUUUUUCAACUUGAAAUAGUUUGAACUAUUUUAAUCUGCUAGACUAGUACCCUUGUUGCUUUUCAAAAAACAAAACAAAAAAAACUAAGACUGUUUUUGGUAACUUGCAUCCUUGACCAUGUUUUGUCAAAAGUUGACCAUUUUAAGUUAAUAGAAAAUUGUUUUUAUGUUAUGUUUAGGGGCCAAUGUGUGAUCUACUGUGGUCAGAUCCAGAUGACCGUGGUGGAUGGGGCAUUUCUCCUCGAGGUGCUGGAUACACUUUUGGUCAGGACAUAUCUGAAACAUUCAACCAUGCCAAUGGCCUUACUUUGGUUUCUAGAGCCCAUCAACUGGUGAUGGAGGUAAGUGAAGUUUUUAAGGAGUUUGUGAUUGUAAUCCUUAAACCUUGUACAACAGGCAAAUGUUUUCUGAAUAAACUGUGUUUAAAAUUAUAUUCAGAAGGCAGUCUCAAUUGUUAUUGAAAAAUGUUUGUGGGAAUGUAAUCAGUCAUGGUUACGUUGGGGGUAGAUUCUUGAGGUAUUCACACCUCAAUACAUAUUGCUUUCUGUGUGAUAAGUGUUAAAGGAAUCCACCAGUCAUAGUAUUAUAUACUUUAUCUUUUUUUCUUUCUACGAAUCCUGUUGGUUUUAAUUGAGGGAAGAUUUGUGUGACUGGUACUUUGCACAACUGACAUUUUCAAUCUGUUAUUUCAGGGUUACAAUUGGUGCCAUGAUCGGAAUGUAGUCACAAUUUUUAGUGCUCCAAAUUACUGUUAUCGUUGUGGUAACCAGGCUGCAAUAAUGGAACUUGAUGAUACUCUUAAAUAUUCCUUGUAAGUAUAAACAACUAUUUGUAAUUGUAUUAAGCAUGUUAAUGCUUCACAUGCAUCUGGGAAUAUAAGCAAAUUUAUUCUAAACAUAGCUUUUCUGUUGUAUUUUCAAAUGGUUUAGUUUUAUAUUGUUUGUUUGGGGGGAGGUUUGUGUGUUCUGGCAAAAAAGGCCAGAUUUCAAUAGAAAAUUGCACCUUGAUAGCGUAAUCUUGUUGUCAGAAAACCAACUGGUUCUGUACUGUAGCUAAACUCAAAAGGCAGGCAAUUGCAUAUUUUGCAGGCUGUUUUAGCUAAUCCCACAAUGGAAAAAAAAACAUGCUUACUUAAAAGCAUAAAUGUUUUAAUUGGGGGAAUAUCAACUAAAUGGGGGUAUUUUAUUUGGGCAGUGGAGUGUUUCUUUAACAAGGAUUUGCUGGCUGAUACUUUGCAAACAGUGUGUCAUUAAAACUAGUGGCAUCUUCCCUAAACAGAUAUUGUGCCUAUGACAUUUUGCUUCAAAUGUGUCAAAUCUGUAGAGCUUCCUGCUGUGCUGUGUGAUCUUGGUUUCACCUCACACUGUAGUGGUUAUGGUGUGAGGCAUGCCUGCUGGCACAUUAAUUGUGAAGCGCUGAACCAUGUGUUAUUAACCGAAGCCAUGCUCCAGCUGGGCUUAGGUCAUUGACAUUCCUGCUGUCACUAAGCAGUAGUGGAGGCAAGCAGUAUACCCUCUGUAAGAAGUUAAGCAGCGGAGGGACUAUUUGCAGAAUGGUAGUGCUGGCAUCAUAACCACCACAGAGUGCUCAAAACGGAGUAUUGCAUGCCUUUAUUACCUCCAUUGGCAGAAUAGUUCAAGUUUAACUUGUAAUUGGCACUAUGAGACCAUCUGAUAGAAAAAUAGCAGUGUUUUAUAGCCAUGAUAGGCAAUUAAAUCCUACAAUGUAAGCAUUUCUGCUCCUGCAGAACUGCAGUGUUUGCUUGGUCAAAAGGGACAUUGCACAUAGACCACUUCAUCUCAAUGUAGUGGUCUGGGUGCUUAUAGCUUCCCUUUAAAGGGGCACUCUUAAGCACCAUAAUAAUCCAGUAUUCACAGUCCAGCCUUGCUGUUCAAGCAAUGUGUGAUCUGUCUGACAGAGCUCUGUUUUUGCUUGCUCCAUUACCAAAAAGCUUCUUGAUUCUGAACUGUAGCCGUUAGUGUUUAGAGUGAACCUUUGAGCAGCUUUUUAUAAAACUGUAUACUGUGGUAGACCUGGUGAACUCAUACUUUAAAAAUGCUGGCUUUCUCAAUCAUAAGUUAUAAUAGCAUGAUGUUUGCUAUAGUAUGUCUAAAUGCAAGAUGAUGAAACUGUAGUUCUCAAAUUAUUUGCUAAAAUUGAGCAAACUAGAAAAGUAUGCUUUUGCAUUCUUAGCCAAGCAUUCUCUAAUAAUUGAUGUUUGUAUCAUUUUUAUUUUCAGCUUGCAGUUUGACCCUGCCCCACGUAGAGGAGAACCACAUGUGACCCGUCGUACACCUGAUUACUUCCUGUAAAAAUAAUUUUACACUUGUACAGUAUUGCCACAAGCAGGAUUUUGACCUGAAACUGGGAAGAGCAACAGUAACUUCAGAGUCAGAGCGUUGUCCCAUAUACGUACUGUUAUCAAAUGGACCAAAAGACGUGCCAUAUGAAAAAAAUCUAAGCCUCUCAUCUCAACAGCCGUGACCACAUUAGAAAGACCCUGUCCAUUGCAUGCUGAAGUGACAUUUUCAAAGAAAUUCCCAGAUUUCUGGCAUAGCACUACUUGUAGUUCCUUUUGCUUUCUCGGAGAGACUGCAAAAAAACUUUAAGAUAUAAACAUUAACAAUUCAUAAUUUCACUUAACUUUCCAUUUAGUGAUAGCUUUACUCGGCAUGAUUGUAGAAAGUUUGAAAAUUAAACCCUCCAGUGCCACAGGAUGAUCCACGCCAGUUUUGUGGUCUCUUGGGGUAUGAAGGGAUUAAAGGACCUUUUUAAAGAAUAAGUAUCAUGGCCUCUGCAGACCUUUGUGACUUCAGAAAUGUUUAUUUUCAGGGAAUACAGUUUAAUUUAAGUUUUGGUUUUUAUAUAUAUUUCUCUUUAACCCCAUUCCACCCUUUCCUGCCUCUCAGUUGGUCUAUAUUCUAGAUGGUUUGAAGUUUCCUGUAAGACGCUGCUACAGCUCAUUGCUGUAGUGUUUGCUUUUUUUUUUCCUUUCUUAAUAAACUUGUGAACGAAGUCCUUAGAAAUGUGAAACUUUUAAUUUUUCACAUCUGCUCUUGAAAGCUAAAAUUACAUGGUUAGUGGAACUGUAUAAAUACUCCAGAAAAUCAAUAAAGAUGUGAGACCAUUCAUCAAACUGGUUGAUUACACACUUGCUGCAUCUGACUCCUGCAGUAACAAGUUAUGUAACCUUUAUUUUUAGUUUCAGUCAUUUCUACAUUUUCCUGAAAAUUGUGUUAAACUGGAAUAUGAUAAUUUUGAGUGUAAAGUCAGUCACUCACUGACAUCUUUAACACAGCUUGACAGCCAGUUAAUUUGUCAGCCAUUUGCUAUAAGUGUAUGUGACACGCAACACUGAAAGUUAAUGGGAAUUAAAGGCUUGACAAGUAGAGGAGCACUGCAAGCUGAAAUUGACUUGUUCUUUUGCUAAUGUAGUCUAUAGAUAAUGCAUGUACAAAUGAUUCAAUAACCAAUGCAACACAAUAAAACAAAUACUCUCACUUGAAUUGCAACACUUGCAAGAAAUUCCCCACACUUAGAUCAACC